Molecule: messenger RNA, 4133 nt
Organism: Manis javanica (Malayan pangolin)
Lineage: Eukaryota; Metazoa; Chordata; Mammalia; Pholidota; Manidae
Gene: SLC28A3
Product: solute carrier family 28 member 3
Biological process (GO): purine nucleoside transmembrane transport; pyrimidine nucleoside transport
Cellular component (GO): plasma membrane
Molecular function (GO): purine-specific nucleoside:sodium symporter activity; pyrimidine- and adenosine-specific:sodium symporter activity
Source: RefSeq, a predicted model, not a curated record
UUCUCUCUAGAGUGAAAUAAGCAGGAAAUCAUCUGGAUAAAGGGAAAGAUUAAUGAGGUGGGUGGACCUGAAAUGGAAGCCUCCACCCCGACCGCCUACCACUCCUCCCCGCCCCAACCAGGAGGUGAUUACUGGCUUCUAAACUGAAGUGGUGCCCAGGUUCCUACAACAGCAGGUGGCAUUCAGACAUCAGCAGAGGCUGUGCUCUUUUGCACAGGGACGGAGGAUCUCCAGACAUCUGAAAAGAAUUGGGAGUCCAGCCACUUUCAGGAGUGGCAAAAAGUUCAUGGAGCUGAAGAGUAUGACAGCCCCCAGAGCGGAGGGCUACAGUAACACUAGCUUCCAGAAUGAAGAUAACAUUCCUGAAAAACAGAACACAUCAGAAAACACCUCGAUGAGAAGUAGAGCUGUGCAAAGCAGAGAACACAUAAACCCCCACCAGGAUGAAGAGCAGGUCACCAUUGAGGAGGAUUCUCCAAGAAACAAAGAAGACACGGAAGAUGAUCAAGAGAGGCAUCAAAAAGGGUGUCUGGAAAGGAGGUAUGACACAGUGUAUGAUUUUUGUAGGAAACACAAGACCACCCUUCGGUACACCAUCUGGGGCAUCUUAUUAGUAGGUUACCUGGUUAUGGUGAUGGCAGCUUGUGUGCUCAACUUUCGAAGGGCGCUUCCCCUUCUCCUGAUCACCGUGGCUGUCACCUUCUUUGUGGUCUGGGAUCACUUUAUGGCCAAAUAUGAGCAGCGAGUGGAUGAGUGCCUGGCUCCUGGCAGAAGGCUUCUGAACAGCCAUUGGUUCUGGCUAAAGUGGGUGAUCUGGAGCUUGCUCAUCCUGGGAGUUUUUUUCUGGCUGAUCUUCGACACGGCCAAAUUGGGCCGACAGCAUCUGGUGUCCUUUGGUGGGCUCAUAAUGUACAUUUUCCUGAUAUUUCUAUUUUCUAAGCACCCAACUAAAGUUUACUGGAGACCUGUCUUUUGGGGAAUCGGGUUGCAGUUUUUUCUUGGGCUUUUAAUACUCAGGACUGACCCUGGAUUUAUGACUUUUGACUGGUUGGGCAACCAAGUUCAGACUUUCUUGGGGUACACUGAUGCUGGCGCUUCAUUUGUUUUCGGUGAGAAAUACACAGACCACUUCUUUGCAUUUAAGGUCCUGCCGAUGGUGAUUUUCUUCAGCACUGUAAUGUCCAUGCUCUACUACCUUGGGCUGAUGCAGUGGAUCAUUAGAAAGGUUGGAUGGCUGAUGCUAGUGACUAUGGGAUCAUCUCCUAUUGAAUCUGUAGUUGCUGCUGGCAAUAUAUUCGUCGGAAUGACAGAGUCUCCACUGCUGGUCCGGCCAUACUUACCACACAUUACCAAGUCUGAGCUCCAUGCAGUCAUGACCGCUGGGUUUGCUACUAUAGCCGGAAGUGUCUUAGGCGCAUACAUUUCUUUUGGGGUCUCUUCUUCCCACCUGUUAACUGCCUCUGUAAUGUCAGCCCCCGCAUCACUGGCUGUGGCUAAACUCUUUUGGCCUGAGACUGAAACACCUAAAAUAACCCUCAAGAAUGCCAUGAAAAUGGAAAGUGGUGAUUCGAGGAAUCUCCUAGAAGCUGCAUCGCAGGGAGCAUCCUCAUCCAUCUCCCUGGUGGCAAACAUCGCUGUGAAUCUGAUUGCCUUCCUGGCCCUGUUGUCUUUUGUGAAUUCAGCCCUGUCUUGGUUUGGAAACAUGUUUGACUACCCACAACUGAGUUUUGAGAUAAUAUGCUCCUACAUCUUCAUGCCCUUUUCCUUCAUGAUGGGGGUGGACUGGGAAGACAGCUUCAUGGUUGCCAGACUCAUAGGUUAUAAGACAUUCUUCAAUGAAUUUGUGGCUUAUGAGCACCUCUCAAAAUUAAUCAACCUAAGGAAAGAGGCUGGGCCCAAAUUUGUGAAUGGUGUGCAGCAAUAUAUGUCGAUUCGUUCCGAGACAAUUGCCACUUACGCUCUCUGUGGCUUUGCCAAUUUUGGCUCCCUAGGAAUAGUGAUCGGUGGACUCUCAUCCAUGGCUCCCUCCAGAAAGAGGGACAUUGCCUCCGGGUCAUUGAGAGCUCUGAUUGCAGGGACCAUCGCCUGCUUCAUGACAGCUUGCAUCGCAGGCAUACUCUCCCACAAUCCUGUAGACAUUGAUUGCCAUCACGUUUUAGAGAAUGCCCUCAACUCCAGUUUACCUAGAAACAUGACUAAUGUGGUAUCUUGUUGCCAAAGCCUAUUGAACAGGGAUAGAAGCCAAACAAAUGCAGAAGCCAAACAGGAUUUCAGAGUCAAAACUAAUCCUCUGGUGCCUCUGUCCUUAACUGACAUGAACCAGAAUGUGAGUGAGGAAAUCCACUUCCUGCCCCAUGUUAUUUUGAAUGUCCCAUGUUCUGCUCAUGUACUGUUUCCAUUUUCUUUUCUAAGUCUCAGCUAACUUGUUUCAUCCCACUUGCCCUCAGCACUGUCACCACAGAUCCCAGUGAGGUCAUCCCAGGAGGAAACCACAGCCUGUAUUCUUUGAAGGGAUGCUGCAAAUUGUUGAACCCAUCGACAGUGAACUGCAGUUGGAUCUCUAAUGCUUUUUGAGUUCAGCUACUUCUCCAACAGAACUCUAAAUGCAGGUGCUAAUUUUCUGCUUUGGGGAGAAAAAAAAGAAACUAUUCUCCACAAAUUGAUACUUCGAUCAUGGAAUCAGCUUUAAUUGGAAAGAAGAAAAAUUCAUUAUCUACAGCAUCUUCCUCCUCCCUGUCCUCUCCUUUCCAACCCUUUUCCUACUAAGAACUAGUAGGUUGUCUCAAAAUGAGGUAUUGUCUCCAGUCCCCAAAGAGUUUUCUAACUUCAGAAUUUCAGGACAUUUUACCAGAAUACAGGUAUAAGUGAUGAUUCGCAACAACUGGGCUGUGAUUCAGCCACAUCCAGUUAGUGUGAGUCUCUAAAACUCAGAAUGACUCCUUUAAAAAACAUCUCAGCUAAGGUCACUCUGUAUUCACCCUGGCUGACCUGAAAUAGCUUAAAUUUGAAUCUCUUCUGGAAACGACCAGUCAUCAAUCAUCCAUUCAUGACCUACCCUGAGGAAGUCCUGUAGAAAUUAGGAGCCCUUUGGAAGAGCUUUAGACCAUUCCAAAACAAGGUUCAAAAUCCUACAUGCUAAGAUUUAUACCAGUCACUUUAAACUAAACUAUGCUGCAGUAACAAGUAAGCCAAAAACCUUCAUGGGGAUGGAUGGCUUACAAGUCUAUUUUUCACUCUUAUUGUAUGCUUAUUGGGGGUCAGUUUUGGCUACAUGCCAUGCUGUGUUCAUUUCCAGGACCCAGGCUAAAGGAGCAGCCACUGUGUGGGGCACGUUAUUUUUAUGGCAGAGGGAAAAGAAAGCUGGGGACCACAUGUGGCUCUUGGAACUUCUGCUAGGAAGCGAGACCCUGCACUUGCACUGCAUCCCAUUAUCCAAAGCCGGUCAGUGAUAAGCAUAUUGUCAAUGGCUAUGGAAAAAUUAUCCUGUUGUAGGAAGGGAUAGUGAGUAUUUUGAAGAAAUAAUAUACCAUAUCGGUGCAUGAUAUCCAAGUCUCUCUUCAAGGAGUCAGUGUAUCAUAGGGCAUAACUGUAAAACUAUUCACGUGCAAAUUUGUUCAUGUUCCUGGUGACUACACUGGAAAAUGGCACCACUCUUGUCAAAAAGCUAUGUAAGGAUCAUUUGAGCAACAAAAAUAGAUCCUGGAUGAGAUCUGAAGCCCUUCCAUUGAUGAGGAAAGCAUCAACAAACUUGCUUAAUGGGUAUCAAACAAGAACUUCAAUGGGUUCUGAGAACAAACAAGAACUGUAUUGGGUUGCUCUUCAAUGAAAUGCUCAUCACCAAUGUUCUUAAUAGUAUAGAGACCACAUUGUGUAAGAAAAACACAAACACCAAUGACUGAAUCAAAAGGUGACUCACAAGAAAGAAAAAAUGUGAAAAGAUUUUGGAAUACCUUAAGUAAUUUAUUUUAUUUAUGUUUUCCUUUUUUGUUCAUGCAAAAGAGUAUUUUUUUUAAUCCACAUGUAAAUAGCUGAUUUUUGUGUCUGUGUGAUGAUAAUGGUGGUGAAGGUGGGAGCUAAAUGCCCAAAGAAUUCUUAUCUCUGAAGUACAAUACACUAGGCUAUUUCUAAUUAUU